This is a messenger RNA of Opisthorchis viverrini, 1587 nucleotides long. RefSeq lists its product as hypothetical. NCBI's taxonomy places the organism in Eukaryota, Metazoa, Platyhelminthes, Trematoda, Opisthorchiida, Opisthorchiidae. The transcript is spliced from 4 exons. Gene Ontology annotation, molecular function: calcium ion binding. The record is from RefSeq and is a predicted model, not a curated record. Bases 190 to 765 code for a protein of 191 amino acids.
UUGCGAUUUACCGGGCAGUAUUUCGUGUCACAAAUUGCCUUUAAGUUCCCAUCCAGUGUGGAGUUGACUGGACCAAGCAGUUAGUCUACUACGCUACGUGGAUUGGCCAGUAUAUUGAUUUCACUUUCGCCACUAAACCUCGAUCGGGAUUCAACUGCGUGCAUUCACUGACAGCGUCUUCGAAUAGAAAUGGGGAAUUUGGUGACCCCGAGAAAAAAGUUGAACAAAGAAGAUUUGCUAUUCCUGAAAGACAACACACAUUUUUCGAAGAAACAAAUCAAGCAAUGGUACAAUGGAUUCAUCAGAGAUUGUCCUUCCGGCCAGUUGAGUAAAAAGAAAUUCAUCGAAGUCUAUUCGGGUUUCUUCCCUGACGGAAAUGCCGAGGAGUUUUGCACACAUGUAUUUCGGACAUUCGACAAAGACAAUUCUGGACGAAUCGAUUUCAAAGAAUUUCUAUUGGCCAUCAACAUAACAUCUGGUGGGGACCCGGAAGAGAAAUUGGAAUGGGCUUAUCAAAUGUACGAUAUUGAUGGGAAUGGGACAAUCGAACGGUCGGAAAUGGUCGAGAUCAUACGCGCAAUCUACUCUAUGCUCGGUACCGAUAGUAACGCGGUCGAUCUGAGUCCUGAAGCCCGAGCAGAGGAGAUAUUUGAGAAGAUGGAUGCCAACGGUGACGGUGUGCUGACCAGAGAGGAAUUCAUGAAGGGGUGCAUGGAGGAUAGUCAGUUGAAAGCGAUGUUACUGGCUGAUGAACCUGUUGAGUAAGGCCCGAGAACCGUCGUCUACCACUUACUGCUGAUGUCAGCGCCUUGUCCUCGUUACCUGUUUCUGUCAGAAUCUUCACCAUAUUUUCUAUGAUAAUAUAGUAUCGCUGCUUCAUCGACUUUUCGAGCAGAAAUAAAGUUCGAUCACAACACACAGGCUGCAUUCGCCGUUCGAUCCACCAACACACACACACACACACACACACACAUUCCGUCAAACAGCGGGGUUUCGAGUGUACAUUGUAUGCCGUGAAAGACGGCAUGCCGAACUACAGAUGCACCAACUUCAUGAUUCACUUUUCAUGUGAAGGGUUUCCCUACUCUUUCGGGCGCGUUGAAAGAUCAUCGAAUUGAAACAACUUUCGUUUCUUUUACCAUGCUAUUUUCCUUUUUUCUUCUUCACGACGGGCGGACGUUGUACAGACAAGAAGGGAUUUCGCUCUUAUAAGCCCCUUUAUUCCGUUUCGUAGUAAAAAAAUGGCUACUUUCCUCAUUCUGUCUCAUCCGCUUUUUCUACCUGAGUUGAUAACAGUGGGAUUUCAAUGACGUUCUCAACCUCAUUCGAUUUCAUCACACACAUUCUCUCUCUCUCCCGGUAUUUUAUUCCCACGCCAAACUAUACUCGGGUAGAACAUAUUCCCUUGACAGCGUCUGCAACGGAGCCACACAACUUCAACUAACAGAUGAUGUCUUUGUUUCUCUCAUGUUCUUUACUGUGUCUUGCUCAAUAUAAAACUGGCCUUUUUCUCACCUUUGUUGAGCGAAUGCGCCUGUCUCUGUUUAGAAUAUCCACGUAUACUAAAGGAAUAAAUACAUGUAUGAG